AUGGCCAGCUACCACCAAAAUGGGCAGCCUUACUACCCGUCGGGCAACCACCCUUCGUCCGGCCAGAACAGUGGCCAUGUUCCCUACGGCUCACCGUCCGUAUAUCCCCCGAGACCUCUCGAGCGCUCGCCCAGUUUCGACGCCGGAGACGACGAAAGGUACUUUGAUGGAGAAGAGCAACCGCGGGGAGGCCAGAGACACAACUCGUACGCUCCGGCGCCCACGGGAGCAGCAGCGAGUCCUCAGAUGAAUAGAGCUAUGUCAGCGAGCGUCCAAUCUUCGGUCACGAUGCCAUUCCGGACGAACACCCAGCAUGCACCAUUGAGCGGGUACCAGCAUCAAUAUCAGACUGCGGCGCCCGCUCACGCACCCUACAAUCCCGCUCAAUAUCAUCAACAGCAGCAGCAACAGGCCUCGUACAAUCCACAACUCUAUGCAGCCCCCCAGCCAGCCCAUCCCACAAGCACCUAUCAGCCCUAUGUUCCAGCUGCAUAUGGCGAUCAGAAUCUUGCUCGUCGUACCUCUGUCUACAACAGCUACGGAUCCUAUGAUGCGAAUUCUCAAUAUAAUUACUCUUCAUCCCAACAGCCCCCGCCACCUCCUCGGUCGGAAGGAGUCACAUUCCCUAACCCACAAGCCUACGGGGCGUACCAGCACGACAUGACCCAGCAGUACCCUAGCCAACAUUACGGUCCGUCGUCGGCUUAUUCUCCCCCGGCUCCAGCCCCCCCGCCGCACGGAAGGACGACGAGUAUACCAGAAGAGGCAUAUCCAUAUCCUACCGGCUCAUCGGCAACCUACCCAACCUCAACUCUAACGGCCUAUUCGUCUCCUGACAUCAACCGCAAUGCAUCAUUCGCGAGCCGUAUGAGCAACCAAUCUGCGUCCCCUCAACCGACCCUUCCCACGCCGCCGAGCAGACAACCUUCGAACAGGUCCCCUCAGCGUACGGGCACACUCGAUCGCCACCCUCAGGGCAGAUCGCUCCCAGGUCUCCCGCCAGAGCAGGACUCGGAAAAUAAUUAUUUCAACUCGACAGGAUCGCAGAACAGUGGAGCUCGUAACACUGCUUCAACAGGCUAUGAUGAUUUGAUGCAAGAUCUUGACGAAGCGAUAGGCCAGACGUCAAGACAUACAAGGUCGGGCAGCGACUUCAGACACCGGAAUUCACGAGACGGACGGCAGGAUGCUAUUCCCCAACAACCAUCGCCCAGGCCCCAACUUUCCCCGGACGAGGCGCCAACGCAUCUCAAUGGGAAUAUCGCCUCCACCGGGGACGCUUAUAUCAACUAUGGAGCGUUUACCGACGACAGUGACGCUGAGGCUGCUGCGGGGCUCGCUGCCAUGCAAGCCUUGGAUGAACAAGAAAGGGCAGAAGAUGCGCGCCGGCAUAGUGGGUCGGCAACCCUUUUUCCCAGCCAGCCACGUGCGGACGAGGCGUCUGCCAGGUUUUCCUCCCAGGAGCAAAGCAGCGACAGCGACUACGCCGGCUACGGCGACUUAAGUCUCGCUGGUGGAGGGUAUGCGCCUGACAUGGCCUAUGGUGAAUCUGUGGUGUCCAACUAUGCGGCUGCGGCGACAUCCAUGCCGCAAAGUGAGCUAUACGGGCGAUUGAACACCAGAAUGAGUUCGGUGCGCAGCUCUGGCGUCUCCUCGGAGGGGAGGGAGUCGCAGACAAGUGGAUUCGAAUCGAUCCCCCCGCUGGAGAGCGUCCAUCCCUUCUCUUACACGCAUAAUGUUGCUCGAGUGGACACUGGAGGCACAGGCGGCUUGACAGAACCGAGCCCGCACCCCAGACGAUUGAGCUACGAAGACGGAGACGAAUCAACCAUGAUUGAGGCAGAGACUAACCGGACUUCGGCAAGCUCAAGUCCUUCACGAGAAGAAAUGCCAGACCUCUUCUUCCAUCCUGGCAUGAGCCAGCAGCGUCCACUGCCGCCUCCCCCUUCUCUCUCAGACUCCGCGCUGCGAAUACCACAUCUCAUGCCUGCUGGCACUUACACGCAACAAAGCCGAUUUUCUCAGUACACUGACGCGAAUUUACGCGUCUAUCCCACUGCCCCGGAUGCUUACCCCGGCACACUACUUAGUCCGGCAAGCGUCCCUCGAUCCACUUCGCUGUCCAGCGCACGAAGUGCUCCUAGGGCCGAACAGGUUAACCGCUCGAAGACGGAUGCAGACCGUCAGAGGCUUCUGCGGCAGCAGGGGAGACCGAUGUCUGACCUGUAUGACAUUUCCAGCCCGCAAUCUGCGGUGGCACUGGACCUUCCGUCAAUUCCACGGAAGCGGUACAACCCCGCCAAGCUGACGACUGAUCAAUUCAAGAAAUGUUCAGAACCGUGGGCAUUGAGCUCGAUCUUGGCGUGGAUCAGGGAGCUGGCCGAGGAAGAAGUCGAUCUAAAAGAGAACAAUAUUGUUGAAGGCAUCGUUGCACUCUUCAUGAAUAAGGUGCCAACCAUGUACAUCACAGAGGCUGAAUCUCUAGGAGAACGAGUGGUAAAGGAAAUGUUGGACGCGAAUGCUCUUGUAAGAGAAGAGGAAUGGGUCAAGUUCGGGCCUGGGACAAUGUCUGGCGUUCUAUAUCAGCUGACUGGCACCGGGUGUUACUCCUCCAAAUUGCAUCUGUAUCACACCCGUGGGCGAUGUUACUCUUAUCAUUGCAUGCGGACUCUCAAGAAACUCGAUCUGGACACCCUGCCGGUUGAAAAGAAGUCUGAAGAUUGGGCGACGUUCUACAAACUCAAAAAGGAAGACGUUGAAACGCACGACAAGAAAGAAAUUGAACGCCAGAACGUCCUCCACGAAAUUGUCACAAGUGAAGACCUUUACAUCAGCCAAUUGGAUGUGCUCAGAGUCCUUUAUCGAGACAGGCUUUCUGGGGCGCAGCCGCCUAUCAUUCCGACCAAGAAACUGCCAACAUUCCUGAGGGAGGUGUUCGGUGGCGUGGACAAGGUGAAGAAAGUCAACCAAGACUAUCUCCUCGGUCAGCUCAAGUACCGACAGACCGAGCAGGGGCCCUGGAUUGUUGGCUUCAGCGACAUUUUCCGUGAAUGGAUUCGAAAAGCUCGGCCUGUGUAUGUGGAAUACGCUUCGAACUUUCCUCGAGCGGAUUACCUCAUGCGGCGCGAAGCCGAGCGAAAUAUACCGUUCAAAAACUUCCUUGACCAAGCUCGGGAGGACAAGCGGUCGAAUAGGCUAGGAUGGGACAAUUACUUGAAGGCUCCGAUUACCAGGCUACAGCGUUACAGCCUGUUACUCUCUACUGUCCAAAAGAACAUGCUGAAGGACUCCGAGGAGAAGGCCAACUUGGCCUAUGCUCUGGAUGAGAUUCGAGCAGCCACUUUUGAGUGUGAUUCUAAGUUCGCGGAGAUGACCAAGAAGAUGGAGUUGAUCGAAAUGCAAACCAAACUCAGGCUUCGACCGGCAAUGGAGAAGGAGGUCGAGCUGAAUCUCGACCACCUAGGGAGAGAAAUCAUCUUCCGGGGUGAUCUGCAGCGGGCCGGAGGUAAAGGCUUUCAAUGGGUCGAAACACACGCUAUUCUGUUCGAUCACUACCUGGUCCUGGCGAAGCCUCUCAGCCGUGAUCGCAGGGAGGGAUAUUACGACGUCUCAAAAGUUCCAAUACCGAUGGAUUUGCUCGUCCUUGAGAGCUCCAACGACCCUGCAGUUGUGAAGUCCUCGAUGAAGGGAAUCGGAGCGGUCACCACAACUGUCGCCCCCCGUGGCCAAGUAACCCCUGAUAAUCGGCUAACGAGAGCCCAGUCUACCGCUAGCGGCGGAACACCAGGUCUAUUGACACAUACAAACACCAAUCUCUCGAUAGGAUCUGGCAAUGCAAGCCAGAGCAUGGUUCCCAUCACGACACUGGAAUCGGGCAGUUCCAAAGAGGAGAAAAUCAUGUAUCCUUUCCGCGUCAAACAUCUUGGCAAGACUGAAACGUACACGCUCUACGCACCCAGUGCCCAGAACCGGCAGGACUGGUGCGAGGCUAUUAUCCAGGCGAAAACGCGGCAUGCUGAGGCGUUGUAUUCUCAAAAUGCUGAACCGUUUAAGCUGCGGGUACUCGCGGACACAGCAUUUGCCUACGAAGGUCUCACGUACCCCGCGAAGCGAAUCUUGAUCAAGGGAACUCCCCUGGAUAGGGCUAUCCGAGAAGCCGAGAAGAAAUUUGAAGGCCAGGGCCGACCUGCACCAGUGUGCCGAGCUCCCGUCAACUGCGCCACUGUGUUCAAUCAACCAUACGGACGGCUCAUGUGCGCCAUUGGGACCGACUACGGCGUUUAUAUCUCCGAGUACCAAAAUUCUCGGGGAUGGGUCAGGGCUAUUCAAAUGCAACGGGUGACUCAAAUUGCAGUACUGGAAGAGUUUAACCUCUUUUUACUCAUCUCAGACAAAGCUCUUAUUGCCUACCAUCUCGACGUUGUCUGUCCCCCCACGGGCAAUCCAGUCGCACAGAAUGACACUUCGAGCCGGAAGGCACCACAGAAGUUGUCUGGGUCCAAGGAUAUCGGCUUCUUCGUGACUGGCAGGAUGAAGGAGCGGACACUGGUAUUCUACAAGAAGAGAGAUGGUAUAGCCUCGACCUUUAAGGUCCUCGAACCUGUCCUUCAAAAGAGCACCACUACCCGAUCACGUUUCCUGCCGUCAGCGUCACGCCGUGGACAGACCGAAUUCUUCCGGGAAUAUGACGAGUUUUACAUUCCUGCCGAAUGCUAUGGAUUGAACUUGUUUCAGUCAAGCUUGGCAAUAUCGACCGCGAGGGGGGUGGAAGUAUUGACCCUAGAGAAAAAGCAAACGUGGAGCGUGCCGAACCUACGAAGCGACCAGCCAGAGACACAAGCCCAUCUCAGUUCCAUUGCCACCCGGAUCAAAGACCUGAAGCCAUUGGGCAUGUUCAGGCUUGGAGAAGCCGAGUUCUUAGUCACUUUCGAAGAAUGUGCAGUCUAUGUUAACAAACAUGGCGACAUUUCUCGGGGUGUAGUGAUGGAAUUUGUGGGUCGAGCCAAAUCAGCAUGUCUGUACAACCAGUAUCUGAUAUUGGUUGACAACGACUUUGUGGAGAUACGGGAUGCCCAAAACGGGCGGCUGAAGCAAGUGAUUGCCGGGAAAGACAUCAAGUUACUCGACGACGGUGGUGGCGGCUCAGGAGGGGCUCAAACGCAGACUCAAGCUAUGUUGGGAGGAGGAAUUAAUGGACUCGGCCUCAAGAAUUUUGGAAAUGCACCACGGACACCGAAGAUAGUCUUGCAACAUCCGGAGUACGAAAAGAGCCACGUCGUCGUCGAGUUGCUGUUGACAACCGACACGGCUUAA
Molecule: messenger RNA, 5313 nt
Organism: Fonsecaea erecta
Lineage: Eukaryota; Fungi; Ascomycota; Eurotiomycetes; Chaetothyriales; Herpotrichiellaceae
Exons: 2
Coding region: 1-5313 (1770 amino acids)
Molecular function (GO): guanyl-nucleotide exchange factor activity
Source: RefSeq, a predicted model, not a curated record